AUACAAAUUAUCGAUAAACUGGGUAUACACAUGCCAAAUUUAUUGAACUAUCGGUUUUUGUAAUUUUCUGUGCCGCUUGAGGGUUUCCUGCCCUAUUUGAUCAAAUAAAUAAUAUUGUUAAAAUAUUGAAGGGUUUUUUAAACAUGGGAAGGGGAAAGAAAAAAGGUAGGCGUAGGGGUCAUAGACCGCACUAUCGUGGCAAACCCCUUUGGCAACUUUUGGAUAAUCUGCCCAAUCAUGGCGUCGGCCGGCUACUUGUUCGUGGCUCCUUUAGGCAAGAUAUGGAUGCACCCAGCUUUAUGCGAAUUCUGGAAGUAGAUAUGAGCUCGAAAAUGGUUAAAAGGGGAAAAGGAAAGAAAGGCGAUAAAAUAAGGAUACCAGUGAAGGUAGAAAGGGUUUGGCGCGGCGUUAUUUUUCCCCGACCGGUUAAUAUUGCCAGUACGAGCUAUUUGAGUGAUUUCAUUUUGGUAGCAAAAGACGAAGAAGAAAAGUAUUUAAAAAAUGCCAAGACACCGAAUCAAGUGGGCUAUGUCUACUGGAAUGCAGCCCAAAAGAGACAUAUACGUGAUAUGAUAGCAGGGGGUUUGGCACCGGCUGAAGCAAAACAAAGGGAAAAGGAAAGGAUAGCCCGUGAGGAAGCUGAACAAGCUGAACGCGAAGGUAGAGCACCAAGCACAGCGCCGGUUAUGCAAUUAAACCAAACUGACUUCAUUGAUAAUUUUGAUGAGGAUGACGAAGGAGAAACUAGCGGUUCUUUUGACUCCGAUUAUCAACCCGAAGAAAAGAAAGAGCCAAAAAAGAAAAAUACGAAUAAUGAUCAAACUCGUGGUAUAACACCAAAAGGCAGCGAUUAUGAAAUGUCUCGUAAUAAAGUAAAAAGAUAUAAUCAAUAUCAGGAAAAACAUAGAAGGCCCCGCGAAGAAUUCCACAGAAAUGAAAAUGUGCAAGAAGAUUUCGGAGAAUUCUCAGCGCUGCAAAAAGAAAGAAUAGAAAGAAUGGUUAAAAAUGGCAUGGAUCCGGAUACAGCUAAGCAAUUAGAAUGGGAGAGACAAACAGCUUUGGAGGCAAAUGCUGAUAGCGGGUUAAAUGAAGCUGAAGCAGGUCCUAGCAGCAGCUUAAAAAGAUCUAUGCCGGAAGCAUCAAAUGAGUAUGAUCGUGGAAAGGAAAAAGUAGCUAAAAUUGGUUAAAUUUAUACAACUUUGGAUUAUAACAAUAUCUGAGAAAAUUUUUACAAUUUGAAAACAUUUCGCAGAUUUAUUAAUUUUGAAUGAAUUGAAUGAGUUUUUAAGCAACCUGAGACAUAAUAUUUGUAUGCAUGUAGAUGAAUACAUAAUAAAUAUGUAUACCCAAUUUACACGUUUAUAUUAAGCGGUUGCAAACGUAUUACGUUCUGAGUUUUCGAUUAAAAUCACUAAUGUUCAUACAUACAUAUGUA
This is a messenger RNA of Rhagoletis zephyria (snowberry fruit fly), 1435 nucleotides long. RefSeq lists its product as uncharacterized. Gene Ontology annotation, molecular function: structural constituent of ribosome. The record is from RefSeq and is a predicted model, not a curated record. Gene Ontology annotation, cellular component: mitochondrion. Lineage: Eukaryota; Metazoa; Arthropoda; Insecta; Diptera; Tephritidae.